Monodelphis domestica (gray short-tailed opossum) is the source of this 5171-nucleotide messenger RNA. Lineage: Eukaryota; Metazoa; Chordata; Mammalia; Didelphimorphia; Didelphidae. The record is from RefSeq and is a predicted model, not a curated record.
UUUUCACCAUACUGUGCUCCAGGAGGAUGUGAGAACUGUUGAGAGUGGGAGCAGAGCAGAGUAGAGGAGUUAUAAAUUUUGCCUAAUUCACCAUUUUUUCGGGCAGGUGCUCAGGCUAGGCUUGUCCUAAAAGUCAGUUGUGCCAAGUCAGUUCAGCAGCAGGUGAGCACGGUUACUGGUAUAAAUUGCUCCGUGGGCAGGUACAUCACCUGUGCAGGAGGACGUCUUGGCAUCCAUCCAAGCCCUGCUUUCGACCUAGAUCUGCCAUAGCCUUCUUCCCACAGCCACACGGAGGCGCCGUGGGGUAAGCCAAACCGCUGAGCUUCCGUCUCCCCUGUUGCCGCUGUAGCUGCCUCGAGUUGAAGCUGAGCAGACCAGAUAUCAUGGAUAAAUAUGAUGUAAUUAAAAUGAUUGGAAAAGGAGCCUUUGGGAAAGCAUUCUUGGCAAAAGGAAAGGCAGAUAACCAGCCAUGUGUAAUAAAGGAAAUCAAUUUAACAAAGAUGCCUUAUCGAGAAAAAGAAGCCUCCAAGAAAGAAGUUAUUCUUUUGGCAAAGAUGAAACAUCCAAAUAUUGUAAAAUUCUUCACAUCUCUUCAAGAGAUGAAUAAAUUAUACAUUGUGAUGGAGUAUUGUGAUGGAGGAGAUCUGAUGAAGAGAAUCAAUAGGCAACAUGGAGUCCUCUUUGAUGAAGACCAGAUUCUGGGUUGGUUUGUGCAGAUCUCCCUGGGAUUGAAACAUAUUCAUGAUAGGAAGAUCUUACACAGAGACAUAAAAACACAGAACAUUUUUCUUAGCAACAAUGAGAUGGUUGCAAAGCUUGGGGACUUUGGCAUAGCAAGAGUAUUGAACAAUACAAUGGAACUUGCUCAGACGUGUGUUGGAACACCUUAUUAUCUGUCUCCAGAGAUCUGUCAAAAUAAGCCCUACAACAACAAAACGGAUAUUUGGUCUCUUGGCUGUGUCUUAUAUGAGCUAUGCACAUUAAGGCAUCCUUUUGAAGGUGCCAGCUUACACCAGCUGGUGCUCAAGAUUUGUCGAGCACACGUUGACCCCAUCUCUCCAAGGUUCUCUUCUGACUUACAGACUCUAAUAACUCAGCUUUUUAAAAUAUCUCCUCGAGAUCGGCCAUCAGUUAAUUCCAUCUUGAAAAAGCCCUUCCUGGAGAAGCUCAUUGCCAAAUAUUUGGCUCCUGCGGUAAUGCAAGAAGAAUUCAGCCACACAAUAAUGCAUAGAAAGAGACCACCAGUUGCACAACCUUUAACUAAUCGGGUCCAAGGUCCAAUAAUGCAGAAAAAAAGAUUCCAGGGAAAUCAUCCACCAAAAUCUAAGAUCCUGAUGCCUCCUAAGAGACAGAAAUUGUUACCUAGAAAAGAAUGGAUUCCUCCUAGUGCUCAGAAACCAGUACUGCAUCAAAGCCCCCAGAAAAAGGUGGUAGGAAAGCCAGAAGUUGCUCCAGGUUGCAGACUUUAUGGCCAUUUUUAUGCUCAGCUGGACAUCUUAGAGAAGAGAGCUUAUGACCCAAGGCCUGCUGAGUAUCUUCAGAGGAGAUUGGAAGCUCAACAGUAUAAACUGAAAGUGGAAAAACAAUUGGGUCUUCGUCCUUCUUCAGCUGAGCCAAACAACCAAUUACAAGUUCAGGAAAGAAAGAGAGAACAGCCCAAACUCCAGGAUCUACAGCUCAAGAGGAAUGAAAUUAAGCAACAGGAAUAUCGGAAACAAUUAGAGGAAAUACGCCAGCAGUACCACAAUGACAUGAAAGCUAUUAGAAGGAAGGUUGGAAGAGGACUUGAGGAGGAUUCAAAUAUAAGUCAUAAGACUUAUUUCGUGAAGCAGGGAAACACAUAUGCUCACCAGGAUGAACCUGAGGAGGACACUGAAAGAAAAUUGGAACAAAUCAGGCUACAGAGCAACCAGGAAAGGAAGAUGCUAGAACAGAAAUAUAAGGUUAAGGGAGGUAUAAAGUUUGAAAUAAAUUUAAACAAAUGCAUUACUGAUGAAAACACCAUGCAAGGGGAGGAGGAAAUAGAUGCACUGAAUGAAACUUUGACUUUUGAGGAUGGUAUGAAGCUUAAGGAAAAUAAGCUUAUAAAGGAAGAUGAAGAUGAUAUGGACCAAAAUUUAAAAAAAAAAUAUUGUCCAGAAGCAGCUGUCGACAAGCAGGAUGUCGUUACAGGAGAAAAGAGGCGGCACUGGAGCGUCCAAGCUCCUCAGACACUGUUACAUAUAAUAGAGAAGGCAGACAUCGUCUCAACCUGCUCUUCCGCUGAUGGAGAUGGCCAGGUUAUUGUAACUGAAGACAGCUCAGAAAACAGAAAACAAUGGAAACAUGAAUCACCAGGGACACUAAUGAAUAUGUUAGCAGUGGCAGAGCUGGCUACUGACUCCUUUUCUGCAAAUGAACAAGAAUUUGUGGAAUCAUUAAAGCACUGGCUUCCUAGUGAUGAACAGGAGGGGAAGGUGGAACCAACCUCUGAUAUUGAUAUGGAUGAAGAACAAGCAGAGUCCAGAUCUGACGACGAUGACACAAAUUUUGAAGAAUCUGAAGAUGAGUUGAGAAAUGAAGUGGUAGAAUCUCUGGAAAAACUUGCAGUUUCCAAAGAGGAAGAAGAGGAAGACGAGAGGUCAGAUCAUUCUAAGGAGGGAGAAAAGUCAGGAGGAGACCGUGUGAGUGACCAGACAUCAGAGACACGAAAUGCACCUUUAGAGGAGAUCCGCAUUCCAUCUAAUGCCAAGAUCUAUGUUGUAGAUGAAGAGCAAGAAGGAACAGUUAACCCCAAUAUAUAAGUGUGACUAGAGCAUCCUUUCUGAAAUAACAUUCUAGCUUCUCAGCUCUGCUAUCUGAUUUGAAAUGCAUGUCACAGGCAAUAUUUUUGCUUCAUCAGCUUUCUAAUGAGAAGGGAGUGUAGGGUAGUGGAUAAAGAACCAGCUCCUGAGCCAGGAAGACUUGAUACUAUCUCUGAUACUUACUGGCAUUGUGACCAGUGCAAGUCACUUAGACUCUUUGUCAACUUUCUAAGGCUAUAAGGUGCUGAUUUGUCUUGGUAGAAUGAGUUCAGCACCAAGAACUCUAACUCAAUGAGAUCUCAAAUACAGUCCCUCUCUAAUUUUCCCAGUAAUCCUUCAGGGGGUUGUUAUUCCCCCCUCCCCCUACAUCUGAUGCAAAUGUAGAAAUUACAAUUUUGUACUUUAGAAAUUUCAACCUUAAAACACUUUUCCAAAUACCCAUUCUAUUUAAUAUUAUGAUAAUAAGCUAAGGAAAGUCACCAAAUCCAGACCUAUGGAGAAUUAAUUCUUUUGGGAAAUAAACAGAAACAAAACUUGUGGUCAGCUCAGCCAGGUCCACUGCCACAAUAUUUCUGAUCCAUCUGCUAUCUAUACAUUAAUUAUAAUACUCAUUAUUAGAUAAUUUUACAGUGUUCUCAAUUUUUAAAAAAAUGGAUUAAUCUUGUUUCUCUUUUUAGAUAAUAAACACUGUGAAGACAGGUAACAUGCCUUACACUUCUUUGUAUCCUCCCUACAACACCUGGGCAGUACUUAGGUCCUGUCUAAAAGAACUGAUUAGAUAACAGAAGCUAAAAAUAUAUUGACUUUCUGAAAUGAUAGGAGUGAAUUGGUAGCUUUAAUUGCUAUAGAAAUACAAGUAGGAUCCUGUCUGAAACAACUGUCCGAAAAUAGAAAUGAAGUUUAUAUAUAAUGGAAAUUUAUUUUAAAUUAAAAAUGGCAAGACAAAGUUGGGGUACUUACAUUUAGAAAUGACAUAAAAGCUGUGGCAGGGGCCCAAUCUUGGAAGUUAAAGAAAAAUUCAAAAUGUUCAAUAGUAAAUUGACCUAACUACCAGCUAUUGGUUAAAAAACAAACCGGCAACAAGAGGUAUAGCUAUCCAAUUGCUUAGGCAGCAGUUGUGACAUGACUUCACUUUCAACAGGCAUUGGUGCUUCCAGUCCCCUCCAGACUAUGGGAAAGUGUCCAAGAGGGUCAUAUCAAGGGCAGACUUUGAAUCCAUAUGGACAUCCAUCAAGUGUCACAUCAAAUUUAGAUAUUUUGGUAUGCCCUAAAGACUUUAUUCACACAUUGACUGUCCUUUCAUGUUUAUCUUUCAAGCAUAUUAUUUUUUAAAAGAAAGCCCCAUCUUUCCUUAAACCAUUGCCUGGAAUAAUACCUCAUCUUAAAGGCAUAAAAAAAUCAAUAUCAUAUUGCUUGUCUUCUCAAGAGAUUAUGGGAGGUACAACUCUAGCAAAGGAAAGUAAUGAAUGCUGGAGGGGGUGUGACAAAGUUGGGACAUUAAUUCACUGCUGGUGGAGUUGUGAACUGAUCCAACCAUUCUGGAGGGCAGUUUGGAACUAUGCCCAAAGGGUGCUAAAAGACUGUCUUCCCUUUGAUCCAACCAUAGCACUGCUGGGUUUGUACCCCAAAGAGAUAAUAAGGAAAAAGACAUGUACAAGAAUAUUCAUAACUGCGCUUUUUGUGGUGGCAAAAAACUGGAAAAUGAGGGGAUGCCCUUCAAUUGGGGAAUGACUGAACAAAUUGUGGUAUAUGUUAGUGAUGGAAUACUAUUGUGCUCAAAGGAAUAAUAAAGUGGAGGAAUUCCAUGGAGACUGGAAGAACCUCCAGGAAGUGAUGCAGAGUGAGAGGAGCAGAACCAGGAAAACAUUGUACACAGAGACUGAUAAACUGUGGUACAAUCAAACAUAAUGGACUUCUCUAGUAGUAGCAAUGCAGUGAUCCUGAACAACUUGGAGGGAUCUAUGCAAAAGAAUACUAUCCACAUUCAGAGGAAAAACUGUGGGAACAGAAACAGAAGUAGAACAACUCCUUGAUUACAUGGGUCGAGGGGCAUAUGAUUGGGGAUAUAGACCCUAAAUGAUUACCCGAUUGUAAACAUAAUAAUAUGAAAAUAGGUUUUUAUCAAGGACACAUGUAAAACCCAGUGGAAUUGUGUGUCGGCUAUGGGAAGGGUUGGGGUGAGGGGAGGAAAAGAGCAUGACUUGUAACCAAGGAAAAAUUUUCUAAAUUGACUAAAUUAAAAAAAAAAAGUUUAUGGGAGGUGAUAGAGGGAAGAAGUGAAUUUGGAGCUCAGAACUUUUAAAAAAAUGAAUGUUAAAAUUUUUUUUACAUGUAAAAUUGAGCAAUAUUUAAUGAAAUAAAAUAUAUUUUAAAAGAUUUAUACAAAAA